Messenger RNA from Helobdella robusta, 1275 nucleotides. RefSeq lists its product as hypothetical. The coding region runs from base 1 to 1275 and encodes 424 amino acids. Gene Ontology annotation, molecular function: catalytic activity. The record is from RefSeq and is a predicted model, not a curated record. The transcript is spliced from 8 exons. Lineage: Eukaryota; Metazoa; Annelida; Clitellata; Rhynchobdellida; Glossiphoniidae.
AUGGCCGCUCAACCUAUGCAAAUCGGGAGUCCUGGUCACAUGGUCAAGAUUGACGAGAAUAUAGACACCAACGAGGCAUUCCUAGUUGAGGUUGAGAGAAGAGACGCCGCGACGUCGCUCUCCUUAAUUCAACGUCAUAUUAUGCCUGGUACAACAAAAUGGUCUUAUGAAUGGGGAGCGUACAAUGCCAACGGUAAUAUUGGCUACCAACAUGACACUGUCAACCAUUCAAGGACGUUUAAGGCUCCUAUAGCGUUGUACAUCAGAAUAACGUGGAAAAUCUUUGGAGGUUUAGGGUGUUUUAAAGCACCGGCUCUGGUGACCCUGUCUUACAGGAAAAUCUCACCUCAAAGCCACAACAUGAAAAAAGUGAGAAUGGGCUCACUCGAGCUAAUCAUGGAAAAUCAAAUCCCUUCGCAUCCGACCUUCCACUUAAUUGAAGCUGAAAAAGACUAUGACAUAAGGGGUGAUAAAAACAAGUCAUCUAAGAAACUGCUCAGAAGAGGAGAUAAAAAAGGAAUUAAAACCACAAGAGGUCACAUACACACCAAAGAAAAGCCAUGUCACAAGGAAUCAAAGUGCUACCAUUGUGGAGAGAAACAUCCUACCUAUGACAAAACAUAUGCAAACGUAACGAAAGAGGUCAGCCAAAAAGUUGACAAGAGCAUUUCAUGUGUCAUAACUCCAGCUGAACCUCUUAAACUCUCAAAAAAAGGAAAAGAUAUCUAUCUGAAUAAUAAUAAUAAUACAAAUAAUUUCAAUAACAAUAAGGAUAAAAACAAAAGUGGUAAAAAUAUUAGCGAUAGUCAAAAUGGAAAUGCCAAUAACGAUUAUAAGUAUACAAAUAAUAAUAAUGGUAGCCAUAAUAAGCUUAACAGUAAAAGUAAAGAAGAUGAGAUAAAAAGAAUUCAAUGGAAUAUCAGAGGAUUGCAAAGUAAUCUUCCCGAACUACAAAUACUAAUAAACGAACAACAACCACAAAUUAUAUGUUUACAAGAGACUAAAUUAAAUCCAAACAAACUUAUAGACAUAAAACACUAUACAACAUACUCAAAAGCACCUCCAAACUUACCGAUGAAGUCAGAAAUCAUUUUAAAAGUAAUCAAUAAACUAGCUAAACAACUGAUAAUUAUUGGAGACUUCAAUGGCCACAACACUAGUCAAUCAUUUCAAAAUAAAUCCGUAGCUACGAACCAUAACAACGCGUUCAUAGCCCACAAAGAAAGCAAAGAAAGGGUCAUAUUAGACUUUGAAUCCAACAAUAAUGAAGAUUAA